This is a messenger RNA of Fraxinus pennsylvanica, 1161 nucleotides long. NCBI's taxonomy places the organism in Eukaryota, Viridiplantae, Streptophyta, Magnoliopsida, Lamiales, Oleaceae. The record is from the annotation of a GenBank genome assembly.
AUGGACGAGCAGCAUAAUGGAAGCGAAACGAACCACAUGGUUAACGUAGAAGAUAACGGCGUUGGAAGAACCCCUGAACACACCAACUUUGAAAAUUCUUAUCCUCGCACUGGAGAUGGAGCUAGUCCUGGAAAAAUAUUUAUUGGGGGUCUUGCUAGAGAAACAACUUCUGCACAAUUCAUCGAAUAUUUUGGUAAAUAUGGAGAAAUUACGGAUUCAGUGAUAAUGAAGGACAGGAAAACGGGGCAUCCUCGCGGGUUCGGGUUUGUCACUUAUGCAGACCCAGCUGUGGUUGAUAGAGUCAUUGAGGAAACUCAUAUUAUAAAUGGAAAGCAAGUAGAAAUCAAGAGGACUAUACCAAGAGGAGCAAGCAUCAAAGAUUUCAGAACAAAGAAGAUUUUUGUGGGCGGUAUUCCGACGACUAUUGGUGAAGAUGAAUUCAGGGACUUCUUUUCCAAGUAUGGAGAUGUGAAGGAGCAACAAAUCAUGAGGGAUCAUUCGAGUGGCCGCUCUCGUGGCUUUGGAUUUAUUACGUUUGAGGAUGAACAGUCUGUUGACGAUCUCUUGGCAAAUGGCAAUAGACUUGAAUUUGCUGGAGCUCAGGUGGAGAUCAAGAAGGCAGAGCCUAAGAAGCCUAAUCCUCCACCCCCACCACCGUCUAAGCGGCUGAGUAACUCAAGAGCUGGAUUUGGAGAUACCUACGGUGGAUUUGGUGGUGGUGGUGGUGGUGGGUUUGGCAGAAGUGGUUUUGGUGUAGGUUCUUAUAGAUCUGGCGGAGCCUAUGGAGGUAGAGGUAGAGGUAGUGGAUAUGGUGGAAGUGAACUUGAUGGUUACAGUGGAUAUGGUGCAGGUGGUUAUAGUGGAUAUGGUGCAGGUGGUUAUGGAGGUUUCAGGGGGGAUCCUUCAUUAGGAUAUUCCAGUCGUUUUGGGGGAGGCUAUGGUAGAGGCUAUGAUUUUGUUGGUGAGUAUGCUGGGCCAGGUGAGAGUUAUGGAGGAUAUGGUGAUGGUGGUGGAUAUGGAGGAUAUGGCAGUAUUACUGGUUUCGAGGGUGGCUAUGGAGGGGGUGACAGUGGCUAUGGAGGUGGCAGUGGAGGUUCACUCUAUGGAAAUAGAGGUUAUGGUGGUGCCGGGGGUGGAAGGUAUCACCCAUACGGAAGGUAG